AUGACGUUCUUGCAACGUGUUCUUCUUCUCGCAUGGUUGCCUUCGUUAGUGGCCGCCGUGAUCACACAGGCGAAUCGCAGAGUCCUUGUUGAUGCCGGCGGUUCGUUGCAUUCGCAGUUGCAGCAUUGCGCUAAGCUACCACCGCGAAUGAUGGUGCAUUCGCCAGUUGCAUUGCUGUCGUCGGCCGAUGAUGGUUUCGUGCGCUUUGUGGUCACCAAGACGCGAAGUGACCGUGGACAAGUGGAGUUUGCAGAGUUGGUGUUGGAAGAUGCAGCUGGCCAGCCAAUUGAUUUGUCCAGCGCCGCCAAUGUCAUUCAGGCGAGAUUGGAAGGACCCAAUCUGCUUGAAACUCCGGGAAGUGUGGAUUUGUGUGUCGAUGGCAAGCUGGAAACAAGCUGUCAUCUGGAAGUUGGUCAGAGCAUUGUCUUGCAGCUUCAGCCAGGCCACCGAGUGGGGAGCUAUGGUUUCAAGACCGCGCUUGAAAACAGCACGGAGGUUCGGGCCUGCGACCCCAUUGCCUUCAAAAUGGAGAGGUCUCAAGACGGUUCUGUCUGGCGUGAGUCCAGUGUCAAAGCUGCGGUGGAUGUGCCAAAUGCCGGUGGGUUCAUGGUAGGCCCCUUUCUGCUAUCGGGCUUUGCCGGUGGGCCCGUGGAGACGCAGGGCCACAUACCACCGAUGAUUCCAAAGGAUCUUCCAACUACCACAGCUGGUCGGCAGUUUCCAGCAGAGACUCCGAGCGGCAGGGCCAAUGUGAUGUCAUUCACAACCACUACGCCGCCGCCACCACCACUUGCAGCAGCGGCGCCGGAAGCAUCGCCACCAGCCCCGAUGGCUGUUGUGGAGCCGCAGCUGAUGUUGAGCACAAGCACCACUCCAAUUCCAGAUGUCCCAGCCGAUGCACCCAGCCGUGUUGCGACAGCUGUCAUCGAUGCAGCAGAGCGUGCUGGAAUGCCACUGCCACAGCGAAUGGCCGCAGCCACUGCAGCGGCGGCUGCUGCAAAGACCCUCGCGAAGCCGGUCAGCAAGGAGGCCAUUGCUGAAGCCGCUGCCGCUGCCGGCUUGGAUACCAGCCACCUACAGGCUGUCAACGCCGCUUUGGCCAAGGCUGCUCCUCAACGCCUUCCUGCUCUACUUGCCCUGUGGAAUGCAGCUGCCGACGCGGCUCGCCAUGCCGCGGAGCGCGGUCCGGAAAAGGUGUCCCACGUUGUGGAGGCUGCUGCAGCAGCAGGCCUUUCGAUCGAACAGCAGGCUCAAGCGGCUGCCGCAGCUGCAGUGGCGGCUGUGGCAUCCAUGACGACCCCAGGCCCGGAGGCCAUGAUUACAGCAGUGGUGAAGGCUGCAGAAGAGGCUGGAAUGGCAUUGGACAAGCAAUCAGAUAUGGCUGCCGUCAUGCAGGUCCAGACUCCUGAGGAGCAAGAUGCUCUUCUUCACAUUCUUCAUGCCGCAGAGAUCUUACCCAGGACCACGCCAGCCCCAGAGGAAGUGCCAGAGUUUGAUGGCAGCAGCCCUGCUGCCAAGACGGUGGCCGACACGAUCACUCAGGUCAUCCGGGAUAUUCCCGUAAGCCCGCAACAGAAGCUGCAAGUGGUUUCCUCUGCUGCAAGGGCCGCGCAAGUAGCAGCAGAACACUCUUCCACGACAACCUCCUUCGAUGGCGUUCGCAUGGUGGUAGAGGCUGCCGAGGCUGCGGGCAUCAAGGAUGCCGAGAAGCUGCAGAAGGUGCAGGAGAAAGCAGAAGAGCUAAGCCCAGAAAAGCAGAAGGCCGCGGUGAGGACCUUGGAGGCCGCGGCCGACGACCAGACGCCGAGCACGACGGCACCACACGCCGCCGCAAAGGUUGCAGCGGUGGUCAAAGCAGCUGCAGACUCUGGCAUGACCGAGGAGCAGCAGGCGGAAGUCGCUGCGGCGGCUGCGGCAGCCGUUUCGAAGGCUGCAGAGCCCGCGCCCAAGGAGGGGCAGGUCUCGGAGUUGAUCAAGGUCGCCAAAUCUCUCGGCCUUGGCGACAGCGAGCUUGAGGCGAUCCUGGCUUCGGCGGUCAGUCCGAAGCUGAGCCCUCUGAGCCCUCCCAAGAAAGAGCGGAGGGCCCGGCGGACGAAGACCUGCCCAUCGCUCGAGGUCGAGGCCGCGGCGGCGCGGCAAGAACUGGAGGAGCCUAGCCCGCCCGAGGCGUUUGUGCGGCGGAGGCAGCGCACGAAGACCUGCCCCAGCCAUGCACUUCAGAACAUCGCAGAAGACAGGGAAGCCACCACAGAGUCCAUCCGGCUGGAGUCCCAGGAGAAGGUCCAGGCUCACCGGCCAUCUAAUCCGACGUCUCCACGAACCUCCGAGAGUGGCAGCUUGCCUGAGGCCUAUGCUUCGGCAGUGCAAACACCAAGCACCACGGCCUCAUUGCCUGGCAUGCCGAACAUAAAGAGCUGGCGAUGCGGUUCGACAAUAGGACAGGGUUCCUACGGCACUGUGUGCAGAGCCCUGGACACGGAGAACGGCUUCAUCUUCUGUGUCAAGAAGUCCGUGGUGACUGAAGAUGACGAGGAGGGCCAGAGGUACAUUCAGAAACUUCGCGAAGAGUUGGCCGCCUGA
This is a messenger RNA of Symbiodinium sp. CCMP2592, 2580 nucleotides long. NCBI's taxonomy places the organism in Eukaryota, Dinophyceae, Suessiales, Symbiodiniaceae. The record is from the annotation of a GenBank genome assembly.